AUGCACAUUGGAGUUUUCCUUCAUCUCUUGGUAGCCGGUUUCACCUUUUUCGAAUUGGGGUACGUUAGUAGUCCAUAAUUCACGAAAGAGUAACUUUCGCUGAACUAUUCCUUCAGUAGGAAUGAAAGGAAGCCUCAUUUUUAAUAGUGAUGAUUGCUUUACAAGCGGGCAUACGAUUCUGUAGAAGAUAUUUGACCUUAAAUAGCUUUAAACCAUAUCCAAAAUAUGGGUUUUCUGCAUUUAAUUUUCAAAUAUUUUUGUCACUCUUUGAACCUUGUAUGCCUUCCUUUUUCAUGCUUUGUAAACGAGAUCUGCCUUGUUACCACUUAGCAACCACCUUGAAAACACUGAGAUAUCGGUUACUAUUCGCAAAGCAUGGUCCAGAACAAAGAACAGAGAAUUUAGUUGGAUGUUGUAGAAAGACAUAAGAGUAAAUAUUUCUACCCAUAUUUUUUGCGUUUUCGCAAAAAUUGCCAGGCUCUCUCCAAAAGCUGUUAUUUAAACUGAUUUGUGGAAACUAUUCCCAAUUUUGCGUCAAUUCUCUCUGACCCGUGCUACCACACGAUGAUGUCAAGUACUAGAAGCAUUUCAUACUGUUUGGUUUUAAUUACAAUCGUAACCCUCAUCACCUUUUAGGGUACCAUUCCACUGUGAAACUCAAACCUAGACCGAUAUUUUACAAAACUGUAUUUAAAGAACACGUAAACAUGUAUUACAGUGACCGUGUAACCGUAACAUGAGUCACUUUUAGGUAUGGCCAAAGCUUUUGCAACUGGAGUAGACGUAUAAUCCCAGGUGGAGCGACCGGAAACCUCACUGUGGAAGUGCCCCUAUACUAUAGUUAUCGGGUAAGUUCAGAUGUUGGCAAAGUAUGCACAAACCCAACACCUGUUUUGAAUUCAAAGAGCGCUUUUAGUUAGCUUGUCAGAAUAUGUUUCGAACAAUUAGGGAUGAAGUUUUGCCUAUGCCUUUUAGAGCGGAUACAUAAAUAAUGUGCCGUUCGGAACAUAUCCAUGGGCGAGGGGCUGGUGCACGUACAAACAGGACUAUUUUCGGUGUUCCUACGGAGAACGUAUGCUCCAGAUCUUACUUGAAUACUUUUUACGAAGAUUUGAUAUUAAUGCAAAAGGUUUUUCAGCAUAAUUAUUUGACCUAUUAUGAAUAUAGUACUCCCACCCAAGGACUGGACACGUACCUGUGUUAAUCAACCAACUGCGACCAUAGGAGCAGCUAAAUGGGACUCCCUUUCGUCACCAGUGCAUUUAACUGGUUUUUCUGAUAUAUUACUCUUUGGUAUACAACAACGUGGUGGGUGAAGAUUGACUGAAUGCCAGUAAAAUGAAUUAUCGAGUAACAGUUGAAUUCUACGUUGACUCUUUAAGCUGACUGAUCCUAUUUAUCGUCUUUCUCUUAAGGUGACGACAUAUACACAACUAUCAUUACGCUUCCAAAAGUGGAAACAAUUUCAUAUGUUAGGCUACAGGAUAGCCACCCAAUCACUCUUCACAGAGCGGGUGAUAAAUCAGUCCGUACGUUCGAUCGAUUCUUCCUUUUGACUGCACAUUCGAGUCUUCUCAUGUAUGCGUGCCCGUCAAAAAGACUGCUUCUCUGUACAAUUUUCUCAGACUUUUCUCUUUUAUAGCUGGCUUCUACGUGAAGAAGAGCGACCGUUUGGACAUCUGCUCGCAGUACUACACCAUCACUUUGCAGUGGCAUUUCAAUGGCAAUGAAUCUGACUUACAAAAUGUAAGCUCUGCGGUUGCUGCUGUCUGAUAUUUUAAAUUUGUGACGAAAUAACUGUGUUUUACUUUUUCAUAGGUUAGUUGCUACACCAACGGAAGGCUCUUUUGCAGUGGACUACAACCCUUUGAACUGAAGCAGUCUGAAAAAUGCGGUAAUUGCAACAUAAACUUUACCAGUUUAUCUUGUAAUAUUUAUCGUUCGCUCGGCAAAACUUUGGUAAAAGUAAAGCCUGUGUAGACAUCUAAAUUAAACCGUUUUGUUGCAGCGUAAGAUGUAUACUCACUGACGCUCAAAGUCUGUAUUUAUGAAGUCUCAACAUGAAUCCCUAUGCAAAUUCAGCUCUUACUAAGCGACUCUUAGAAUGUUUUUUAAUUGCUACAUUCGGAUACUUAUUUCCAUUUAAUGCUAAGUGUUCUAAAACGUUUAUUCAAAAUUCCCGCUAAAAAUUGUACAAACUAUGUAACAUUUUUCAGGCUUUCGUCCGGUUGCUGGCGGAAUACGCAUCGGAUAUGUGUUCUACAAACCACGAAGACGCUUCGGAUAUUACUACUGCUAUGCAGACAAAGACCUAACGAAAGCCCUGACUUACAUAGUCGACUGGAAUAGUAAGUUUAUGGAUGUCUUUCUAGUCUGUUUACAUAGUUUAAAUCAAUGCAGGACUUUCUUCAUAAGGGCGUACCGUUUUAUGUAUGUUAAACAAGAUUAUCUUCCGUCAACUUUAUUUAUAGGUUUUUUUUACUGAUACAGUACGUUAGGUUUCAGAUAGUACUUGAAGUGGCGUUGAAUAAGUCACGAUUUACGGCGCCUUCAGUUCAUCAACUAAAGGUAGUUUUGGCAGCGGUAUAGAGAAGGACCCCAGUUAACUGUCAGUAGACUACGGAUCGCGUCAUACGUGAUUUAUGGCAAAGAUGUUUUAUAGGUAGGGCAGCAUACUAGGCAGUAAGGCGGCAACAUGAGAGCAAGCACAUAAAUUGCCCGGACUUAUGUCGAAAGUCUAAUCGUACGCUAUUGUACGACAACGGAAAUGAGAGUAGUAAUUAAACAAUAAAAGAGAAACAAAUUUCGCACAAUAACAGAUUUAAGAUAUGAAGUUGUUGGGAAGUAAUCGUCGCUGGUAGUGCAAUUUCUGCAACGGCCUGUAAAUGUUCGCUAAGAUAAAGAACCAUAUGACACGAUACACAGUCCACUGACGGUUAAGUGGGGUCCUUCUCUAUUCCGUGGCCGCAGUUUUAUUGUAAGUUUGUAAAAAACGAAAAAUAUGAUACUCUCCAGACACAAUUAUUUAGUGGCAAGUGCCUGUGCUGUCUUUUUUACGUAGAUCGCCGUUUGGGCCAAACAAUAACCCCGUUGCUGAAAAAAAUGUGUUUCCGCAAAAACGUCAACGAAGAAUAUGCUUGAUAUCAAUUUAAAAACAUUCUCUAGUAAGGUUCACGGCAAAACCAAGAAAACGACUUAAAAUCCUUGGCCGUUAUUUCCACUUUUCUCAAAAAUACAGGUAGAUUUUCCGCCGUAAAUCGGGCGCAAUUUGUCCUCAAAUGAGUGAGAUCGUACCAAUUUCCUACGGCACAACCGUGCAUAGACUGACUGUUAUACAGUGUGUGUAGUGGUGUUAAUGUUUCUAACACUUACAAUAAUUCGUUUAUCUGUUUAUUUCUAGUACAUCUCUCCAGUUGUUUUAUGUUUCCUCUUUAAAAUUAUUGUCAUAUUCUACUUUAUUGUAACAAAGAGGGCGUUCAAAGUUUCAACACUUACCUUUUACUCAAAUAACCUGAAAUUAAAAUAUGACACCCUGGCGUAACUAAGAUACCUUGGGGAUAUGCAGCAUAAAGAUCGAUACUACAACUUAUUGAAGUGUUUCAUUCUAAUCAGGAAAAUAUUUCAGAAUCCCCUUUAACAGGUUGUGAGACAGACCAAAUACUGCAAUUUGGAAUGCGGAUUUACUUAAGUGUCCGACUUCAGAUGAUCUGCGCGCGCCAUUAAUGGCCUUCAGUCUCGCAAUGGAAAAGUGUUUCUGGAUUUUUGUGCGAUGAAAUUUAAAAUGUACAGUGCGUGAACUAUCUCAUGAAAUGUUGGCUGAAAUUCUGAAAUGCGUUUUCGAUUAGGAAGGACUACUUGGUCGCGGUUGUAAUACUGAUUAUUUUGUGGCAUAUUCUUAAAACAUUUUGGACUCGGCAGGAUGUCGACUUUAAAAUGCACUUCUUUUCAAUCUCCUGUAGAAAGCGUGCUCGGUAAAAAAAUGACUACUUAUUUAGCAUGCAUUUUUGUUAUUGAUUUUUGAUGGUUUUGGAAAUUCAAAUAUAUUUUAUAGACACCGCAAACAAAAAUAUACUUUCUUUUAGUCAAUCAAUAGAGAAUCGCGUUUUCUUUAUAUUUUAUAACUUAAGGAAGGAGUAUAAUUAGGCUUUAAAAAAGAUUCUAAUUAUGAGACUUCUUAAGACCGCGAUAUGUCCAUUCACAUAACAUCGUACCUGGCCGUUUACCACUGCUCCUCAUGAAAUGUUCAACAUGGUCCACAUCCAUUGCAAAACUUUAUGGACCCUGUAUGAUAUUCCUUUAAUGACAUAGAAAAAUAUGGGAUUUUCUUUACGCGGAACGCAUGCACCUUGUAGAGUGUAAUCACUAAGCGCUAAUGCAACGAGUGAUCAGGCUUCAAAUUUUUCGGCCAUUGGAAAACUUUUUUAAAACCUAAUUAUACUCCUUCCUUAAGUAUAAAAUAUAACAAAGACGUGAUUCUCUAUUGAUUGACUAAAAGAAAGCACAAUUUUGUUUGUGGUUUCUAUAAACUAUAUUGGAAUUUCCAAGACCAUCGAAAAUCAAUGGGGAAAAUGCAUGCUACUUAAGUAGUCAUUUGUUACCGAGCAAGCUUUCUACAGGAGAUUGAAAAGAAGGGCAUUUUAAAGCCGACAUCCUGCCAAGUCCAAAAUGUUAUAAGAAUGCAUGCUACUUAAGUAGUCAUUUUUUACCAAGCACGUUUUCUACAGGAGAUUGAAAAGAAGUGCAUUUAAAAGCCGACAUCCUGCCGAGUCCAAAGUGUUAUAAGAGUAUGCCUUAAGAUAAUCAGUAUUUCAACCGUGACCAAGUAAUCCUUCCUAAUCGAAAACGCAUUUCAGAAUUUCAGCCAACAUUUCAUGCGAUAGGUCGCGCAAUGUAGUUAAUUCAUUAUCGAUGUCGCUCUGAUGAGGUUUUUAAUCAUGCCUACCAUUCACGGUCAUCAGUCCACAUUUCCGUAUAUAUACGCCAGACCAUGCAUUGGCUCAUUGGCGGUAUUAUUUACUAUAAUCAAUGCCUCCUUUGCAACUAUUGUAGAUGCCACGAGAACGAGAGACGCAUCCGUUUUGGCAAAGUCAAUUGGCAAUAUUCCAAAAGCUUCACCCAUAACAACUUCCGGUACAGAACUGAUACUGUGUAAGUUAGUGAUGAAAUACCUUCUUGGGUGGUGUGCUCCUAAAAGCAGUCAAAAUCACGAAAAACCGUCACUUAAUGGUGAGAAAACGACCGACAUCAAAUGCAUGCUAAAAGAUUAUGAUAGGCUAUACAUGGACUGUGGAAAACUUUUGAAUUUAUGGGUGCACACUGACAGAGAAUAUUAAAAUAACGAACGAAAACAAUCUUGCCAGAACUGUAGAUAAUCUUUCAAAGAAAAAAUAACACCUGUUUCAGGUAUUGAUAUUUUCGAGAACGUAACCCUUUUUAUUAUUUGUAAACCCUCCAGGCAAGAUUUCGUUGGUCUGGACGUUGCUGAUUAGUGCUAUGAACUGCGCGCCAACUUAA
Molecule: messenger RNA, 5514 nt
Organism: Spirometra erinaceieuropaei
Lineage: Eukaryota; Metazoa; Platyhelminthes; Cestoda; Diphyllobothriidea; Diphyllobothriidae
Source: the annotation of a GenBank genome assembly